Closterium sp. NIES-65 is the source of this 372-nucleotide messenger RNA. NCBI's taxonomy places the organism in Eukaryota, Viridiplantae, Streptophyta, Zygnematophyceae, Desmidiales, Closteriaceae. The record is from the annotation of a GenBank genome assembly.
AUGAAGCAACUGAGGGUGCUGAAGCUGAACCGUGUUGAGGUGGAAUGGGGGCCUGCAGGGAGAAGCAGGUUGACGUUCGUGCAGCAGAUGAUGGAGCAGGUGGAGCAGGUGGAGCAGGUGGAACAACAUUUUGAAGGAGGAAGGUUGGAGCUGCCAAGCACUUUGUCUUCUCUCCCUCGUCUGCGCAGCUUGUUGAGUGAACAGCUGGAGCUGCUGCAGCCGCUGGAACAAAUCGAGCAGGUGAAGCAGCUGCAGCAGCUGGAGCAGCUGGAGAUGCGCUUGGGAGGUGACAGUCAGAAGUUUCCAAUGCUGGAUGGCAAAGGGGUCUUUGAAGCUGGUGCCACGGCAGUGAAGCUGAUACCAUGCCACUGA